Molecule: messenger RNA, 210 nt
Organism: Colletotrichum lupini
Lineage: Eukaryota; Fungi; Ascomycota; Sordariomycetes; Glomerellales; Glomerellaceae
Exons: 1
Coding region: 1-210 (69 amino acids)
Source: RefSeq, a predicted model, not a curated record
AUGCUGGGAAAUAUCUCAUUCUCCCUUGUUCGACAGCGACCAGAAGUGGGUUGUUUGUGGAUAUCGGAGUCAUCUACACUCCUUGUUGGAUUCAACCUUCACUCGCUCAAGAGUUGGUUGGAGGAAGGAUGUCUUGUUCCAUUGUGUAUCCUAUCUUUGGUGGUUUUGGAUGGUGGCUGCUCUUUAGAUGGAUGGACGGACCGGAGUUGA